CCAGAGACCACGUGAUCCAGUGGCUUUGUCACAAACCCACAGCUGAUGCAAAGUAAAAUUGUGCAGCACGCACACUGAAGUGUCAUUCUAGUCCUGUCGGUACGAGCUAGUAAGAAUGCAGACCUGUUUUUAUCUUCUCAUUUUUCUUCACAUUGCUGAAGGUUGUAUGUUAUCGGAUAAUACACAGGUUUCCAUAACAGCAUCAUCAGGAGAGUCUGUAGCGCUGCCGUGCUCCUGCGCUGAUCCACAGGAUAGAGCACCGAAUCUCAUAUGGGAAUUUAGAAAAAAGGGUAUAGUUAGUUUUUAUGCCAUCUAUCCCAGUGAUGAGACUAACCGCUACCAGGGCCGAGUUCAGCUGCUUACUGGUGACGCUCCAGGAAAUUUUACUAUCCUCAUAUCACACCUGACUGCAGAGGAUGGAGGAGAGUAUCAAUGUCGGGAAAAGAAUCAGAUCAGUAACCUAAGGCUUGUCUUCCUCACAGUAAAAGCUCCUCUAGUGCUCAGUACAACCACAGCGAGCACAGCAAGGCCGAAUGGUGGCAGUAAAACCACAGAGAGUACACCAAAUCCAGGAAGUUCUGUAGAACUCACAGAUAAAAUUCCAAAAUCAACUCAGAUGGUUAAUGACAAAAUAAAUCCACACUCUGGAACACCUGAUAAAGUUAAAGUACUGAAAUGGAGUGUAAUUAACCACCUGUAUAUCUUGGUUCCUGUUCUUCUGGUGAUGCUGCUUCUAUUCGGAGGUGUCUGCUGGACAUACAGAGCACAGAGACGAGGACAGACGAGGAGCAAGGAACUCCGGACAGAACAGAGAAGUGAGGAAGGGCAGCAUGGUAAUGAAUUGCUUUACUCAGAUGUAAAAUUUAAACCUGCCAGGAAACCACCUCAGAAACACUCGGACGAUGAGGAUGUGGUGUAUGCCAGUGUAAAAAAGAGAUCAGACAAUGAACAGGAUGAUGUGGCAUAUGUUACAGCACUUUACAGUACAGUAAAGCCGCGUGCCCAGACCACCAGCCAGACUGCAGGAGAUAAUACUAGGACUACCUAGUACAUUCACACACACACACACACACACACAUACUUACCUUAUUAUCAAUACUACCUUAUUCUAUCUUAUUAUGCUAUGCUACACCUAACCUGUAUCUUGAAGUUAUUUUUAUGUAUUUUUUUCUUAUUAAAUAAAGGUUUCAGUUUUCCCUGUGGGGAAAUGUUUCUCUUGAAUGUACCUACAAAGUCAAAACACACAACCAUUUAUGUUUCU
Pangasianodon hypophthalmus (striped catfish) is the source of this 1261-nucleotide messenger RNA. RefSeq lists its product as uncharacterized. The coding region runs from base 116 to 1048 and encodes 310 amino acids. Gene Ontology annotation, cellular component: external side of plasma membrane. Gene Ontology annotation, biological process: positive regulation of T cell proliferation; T cell costimulation; cellular response to lipopolysaccharide. NCBI's taxonomy places the organism in Eukaryota, Metazoa, Chordata, Actinopteri, Siluriformes, Pangasiidae. The record is from RefSeq and is a predicted model, not a curated record. The transcript has 9 exons.